AUCGUUAAGGUAGUUUAAAUACACUAUGACACCGCUUGUUUUAUCAAAGUUCAGAUUAAAUCGUUGGUAAAUCUGUCCAUCAAAGGGUUGAAAUAUACAUCGUGCAUAGUGUCACAUUUCCAACAACUACUGUUUUCUGUGUUACUUAAUUUCAAUUUAAAGUCCGCUUUGAAAUUUAUGUUUUUCGUUCGAUGGCAUUUGUAACGUGUUUCAGUGUCAACACCAACUGUUUAAGACAUAUUUAAAAGGAUGAUUUAAAAGUUUCAUUUUCUUAAAUGACAAACGAUAGAUUUUAAUUUGAAGGAUUUAAUCUGAGGAUAACAAGAAUAAUGCAUAAACUACUGAAAGUGUUUUUUGUACAAUUAAUAUUGUUUUAUGUGUGUACAUUUUCAAGAAAAAUAGGAAGAAGUGUAAAAUUGACACAUAGGGAUAAAUUAAUGAUUGUAAACUACCAUAAUGAUAUUAGACGGCUUAUUUAUGCAUCAAAUAUGCAAGCUUUGAGUUGGGACCAUGCAGCUGCCGAGAAAGCACGAGAGUGGGGACAUAAUUGUAUAUUUAAUAGACUAUGGGAUGACAACUAUGGUGAAAACUUGUAUAAAACAUAUUUUACAAAAGCUACGAGAUCUCGUGAAGUAAUGAUGGACGCAUUGAAAGAUUGGGAUAAAGAGAGACAAAAUUUAUUUUCGUGGGAUGUGAAAUGUACAGAGAGUGAAACAUGCAACUACAAACAGCUAGUCAGUGCCAAAUCGGAUUCGGUUGGUUGUGCUUUGAUAAAAUGUCCGAGGAUGAUCGAAAGUAAGAAAACAACCAAUUACAAUAUGAACUAUUUCAUCUGUUUCUACUCACCAAAAGUAGAAUUAGAUAAACAACCUUUUACAUAUGGCAGGAAAUGUUCAGCAUGUCCACAAGGCUAUCACUGUAAACGGAAAAUGUGCACAAAGAAGAAAUGGAAAAAAAUCAAGCACAGUGGAAAUGUGAUUAAAAAAAAAUUACCAGAAAGAAAUCUGAAUAUACCAACAACCAAUAUCAUCAUUCGAGAAGACUCUAGAGGAUAUACACAUCACAGAAACACAUCGAAUGACCAGACAAAUGUAUUGUUACCAAUACCGCCUGCAGCAUUGACGGGGAGAGAGGCCAGUGAAAAGGUGUUUAAUGGUGGAAAUACUGAAAUAAAAAUAACCCCACGGAGGAGAAGAAUGAAGCGACAAUCUAGCAGACGAUACUCAUCAUACGACGAUUACCUUCGUAGAGAUAGACUACGUCGGGAGAGACAACGAGCUCAACAAUUAUAUGAGCGUGAACAGCUAAGACGCCAAAGAGAAGAACAGGCGGCUCAUCAAAGACGCAAUGCAAGGCCUUCUGCAGACAUACGAAGACGACCUAACACCCAAACCGAAAGAAGACAGCCGCAAAGAAAUACGGCACCAGGCGAGUCGUGGCACGCCUGCUUGCUCUGAUAUGCAUUAUUAGUUCCCUCCAUAGCUAGAAUUAUAGCCGCCUUU
Messenger RNA from Mytilus trossulus (common blue mussel), 1502 nucleotides. Its product is annotated as cysteine-rich secretory protein LCCL domain-containing 1-like. The transcript has 6 exons. The coding region runs from base 330 to 1457 and encodes 375 amino acids. The record is from RefSeq and is a predicted model, not a curated record. NCBI's taxonomy places the organism in Eukaryota, Metazoa, Mollusca, Bivalvia, Mytilida, Mytilidae.